CCCAGACAAGCCAACACUUUCCCUGCACACACUGCCGUGGAUUUAGCAAGUUUGCUCCACUUAUAUGCGUUUGCGUGUGCGCGGUGGGCCCCCCGGCUAUACUGAGCCAUGUCUAUGCUGCCUUCCUUCGGCUUCACUCAGGAGCAAGUGGCCUGUGUGUGUGAGGUGCUGCAGCAGGGAGGCAACCUGGAGAGACUGGGCAGGUUCUUAUGGUCCUUACCGGCCUGUGAUCACCUGCACAAGAACGAGAGCGUCCUGAAAGCGAAGGCGGUGGUGGCGUUUCAUAGAGGCAACUUCAGAGAACUCUACAAGAUCCUGGAGAGUCACCAGUUCUCCCCGCACAAUCACCCCAAACUGCAGCAACUCUGGCUCAAGGCUCACUAUGUGGAGGCCGAGAAACUGAGGGGGAGACCCCUGGGGGCGGUGGGCAAGUACAGGGUCAGGAGGAAAUUCCCACUGCCCAGGACAAUCUGGGAUGGAGAAGAGACCAGUUACUGCUUUAAGGAGAAGUCCCGAGGGGUGCUGAGAGAAUGGUAUACCCAUAACCCCUACCCGUCUCCCAGGGAGAAGCGCGAACUGGCCGAGGCCACUGGACUAACCACCACCCAGGUCAGCAACUGGUUCAAGAACAGGAGGCAAAGGGACAGAGCUGCGGAGGCUAAAGAGAGGGAAAACACAGAAAACAGUAACACGUCGAGCAACAAACAGAACCAGCUGUCGCCGUUAGACGGAGGAAAGUCGCUCAUGUCCAGUUCAGAAGAUGAAUUCUCUCCCCCACAAAGUCCCGAUCAGAACUCGGUGCUCCUGUUACAGGGAAGCCUCAGCCACCCCGGGGCCACUUCUUACUCCCUGAGUCACGGCUUACAGGUCCACCAGCACCAGCACCAGCUGCAGGACUCUCUGCUCGGGCCCCUCACCUCCAGCCUUGUGGAUCUGGGGUCUUAGAGCGACCGGGAGCAGCCAGGGACUGCACUCUAUUUGUACAUAGCAAAGCCCUCUCAUCUCAAGCUUCUUAACCCUGUGCAAACUGACACUUUUUAUACUUCUCUUCGCUCCAAUCAACCCCACCGCGCAGACAGCAGCACCUGCAGCGCUAAUUGCUCUUACACUACACCCUCUCCCCCAAAUUGCUCUAACGAAAUACUGUAUAGGAGAAACCACAAGGAUAUAUCUGUGUCUUAUUUAUGAACAUUCCCCCCCCCCAACAAUGUGGUUCAACAUGAGGAAUUUGGAGAGAACAAUUGCGCAGCUAUUUAUUUGGAGGCGCAAACUUGACAUUUCUCCCCUCCCCACAUUUAGUGUUGAAAGAAGAUUGCAAAGUAGUUUAUAAUAAAAAUACAAUAUUAGAAAGCACAAA
Messenger RNA from Xenopus laevis (African clawed frog), 1357 nucleotides. It is a transcript of the gene six1.S, whose product is annotated as SIX homeobox 1 S homeolog. Gene Ontology annotation, cellular component: transcription regulator complex; cytoplasm; nucleus. Lineage: Eukaryota; Metazoa; Chordata; Amphibia; Anura; Pipidae. Gene Ontology annotation, biological process: regulation of transcription by RNA polymerase II; regulation of DNA-templated transcription; animal organ development. The record is from RefSeq and is marked provisional. Gene Ontology annotation, molecular function: DNA binding; DNA-binding transcription factor activity, RNA polymerase II-specific; RNA polymerase II cis-regulatory region sequence-specific DNA binding.